Messenger RNA from Monosiga brevicollis MX1, 1380 nucleotides. RefSeq lists its product as uncharacterized. Gene Ontology annotation, biological process: proteolysis. Lineage: Eukaryota; Choanoflagellata; Craspedida; Salpingoecidae. The transcript has 3 exons. The coding region runs from base 1 to 1380 and encodes 459 amino acids. The record is from RefSeq and is a predicted model, not a curated record. Gene Ontology annotation, molecular function: serine-type exopeptidase activity; dipeptidyl-peptidase activity.
AUGCCGUCCAGCAGCUUGCCGGCUCCCCGGUUCGUUACGCAGCGUCUGGAUCACUUUGACGGAUCAGAUACCACGACCUGGCAGCAGGCCUACUAUGUCAAUUCGACCUAUUUUCAGGCCGGCUCGGACGCCCCCGUCUACCUGUGCGUGGGCGGUGAGGGCCCACCCCUGGAUGGCAGCGUGGUUGUGGCCUCGGUCCACUGCAACGUCGCCGUCGAGCUGCUGCCCAAGACUGGUGCCAUCAUGUUUGCCCUCGAGCACCGCUACUACGGUUGCCACAACAUGUCUGCCUGCCCCGUUGAAAACCCCCUGGCCAAGGGCGCGCUUCGCUACCUCUCCUCGCGUCAAGCCCUCGGCGAUCUGGCUGCUUUCAUCUCCUACAUCCGUCAGCAGUACAACCUUCCCAACAACAAAAUCGUCACCUUUGGUGGCUCCUACCCCGGUAUGUUGGCCGGCUGGGCACGUCUAAAAUACCCACACCUGGUACAUGCCAGCGUGGCCUCUUCAGCCCCCGUCGAAGCCGUCCUUGACAUGCGUGGCUACUACGACGUCACUGCAUUUGCCUAUUCGGUGAGCGAUAACAACGUUGGUGGCAGCGACGCCUGUCGUGCUGCCAUCGCCACAGGGCACGCCACCAUUGGUCAGUACUUCAACUCCUCCUCGGGCCGAAACACCCUGGCCAACAUCUUUGGCCUGCCUGCCAGCUACUUUGAAAAGUACGACAACCAGGCUUCUUUUGCCGGUGGUGGCGUGGCCUACUUCCCUUCCCAGAGCAAUGACCCUAGCUGCACCCAAGCUGGUUGCAACAUCAACCUCAUUUGCCAGGUCAUGACCAAUACCUCCCUGGGUGAUGAGGUUCAUCGUCUUGCUGUGGUCCGCAAGCAGCAGCUCGAGUGGCUGCCUGCUGCCUUUGAGAGCUUUGCCACCAAAACGCUUCGCGUCGGCGCCGAGGCCGACUAUUGGGGCUACCAAACCUGCACCGAAUUCGCCUUUUACCAAACUUGUGAGGUUGGAUCCGACUGCUUCUUCACCCAAGGCUAUCUGACCCUCAACGCCACCGAAGCCGCCUGCCAGGCUGAAUUUGGCAUCGACUUUACCACCGUGCAACAAAACGUGAUCGCCAGCAACGCCUGGUAUGGUGGGCGCAACUCGGCCGGGUCUUGCCUCAUGUACCCCAACGGUGAAGUGGAUCCUUGGAACUCGCAAUCCAUUCUGAACACGACCGCUCCAGGCAUUACCACCCUGAUGGUGCCAGGUGCCUCCCACCAUGCUUGGACCCAUCCCUCUGCGCCCUCCGACCAGCCCAGCGUUGUGGCUGCGCGCAAGACCAUUGCCGAUUUCGUCUCCAACGCCCUCAACCAAGCCUGUGGACAGGUCUAA